CCAGGUGCAUCAAAUUUUUCAACGCUACCAAAGAUUUCUCCAUCUCUAUCAAAUAAUUAUAACAUGAACAACAGAAAUGUGAAAAAUUCAAACUAUUGUCUCCCAUCAUAUACGGCUUAUAAGAAUUAUGAUUAUUCAGAGCCAGGAAGACACAAUGAGCAGCCGGGCCUGUGUGGCCUGAGUAACUUGGGGAAUACAUGUUUCAUGAAUUCAGCAAUUCAGUGUCUGAGCAACACACCUCCUCUUACAGAAUACUUCCUCAAUGAUAAAUACCAAGAAGAGCUGAAUUUUGACAAUCCUUUAGGAAUGCGAGGUGAAAUAGCAAAAUCUUAUGCAGAGCUUAUCAAGCAAAUGUGGUCAGGAAAAUACAGCUAUGUUACCCCAAGAGCAUUUAAGACACAAGUGGGACGAUUUGCACCACAGUUUUCUGGUUAUCAACAACAAGAUUGUCAAGAGCUACUGGCUUUUCUCUUGGAUGGAUUACAUGAGGAUUUGAAUCGAAUUAGGAAAAAGCCUUACAUUCAGUUAAAGGAUGCAGAUGGGAGACCAGACAAGGUGGUUGCUGAAGAAGCCUGGGAAAACCAUUUAAAAAGAAAUGAUUCCAUCAUUGUAGAUAUAUUUCAUGGCCUUUUUAAAUCCACCCUAGUUUGUCCUGAAUGUGCUAAGAUAUCUGUAACCUUUGAUCCCUUUUGUUACUUAACACUUCCAUUACCCAUGAAAAAAGAACGCACUUUGGAAGUGUAUUUAGUUAGAAUGGAUCCACUUGCAAAGCCUAUGCAGUACAAAGUAGUUGUUCCCAAAAUUGGAAAUAUAUUGGAUCUUUGUACAGCGUUGUCAGCUUUGUCUGGUGUUGCUGCAGAUAAGAUGAUUGUUACUGAUAUAUACAAUCACAGGUUCCACAGGAUAUUUGGCAUGGAUGAAAAUCUAAGUAGUAUUAUGGAACGUGAUGACAUUUAUGUAUUUGAAAUUGCUAUCAAUAGAACAGAAGAUACGGAACAAGUUAUAAUUCCUGUGUGUUUAAGGGAAAAGUGCAGGCACACUAGCUACAGCCAUAGUGGUUCUUCACUGUUUGGUCAACCUUUUCUCAUAGCAGUGCCUAGAAACAAUACUGAAGAUAAACUCUAUAACCUGCUGCUGCUAAGAAUGUGCCGAUACGUAAAAACAUGUACUGAAAGUGAAGACACUGAAGGAUCCCUACAUUGCUGUAAGGACCAUGGUAUCAAUGGUAAUGGCCCAAAUGGAAUACAUGAAGAAGGAUCUCCAAGUGAAAUGGAGACAGAUGAGCAAGAUGAUGAAUCCAGCCAGGAUCAGGAACUUCCUUCAGAGAAUGAAAACAGCCAGUCAGAAGACUCGGUAGGAGGUGACAAUGACUCCGAGAAUGGGUUAUGUACUGAGGAUACUUGCAAAGGUCAACCACUCACGGGACACAAAAAGCGACUGUUUACAUUCCAGUUCAACAAUUUAGGCAAUACUGACAUAAACUACAUCAAAGAUGAUACCAGGCAUAUUAGAUUUGAUGAUAGGCAACCUAGGCUUGAUGAAAGAUCUUUCCUUGCUUUGGAUUGGGAUCCUGAAUUGAAGAAGAGAUAUUUUGAUGAUAGUGCAGCAGAGGAUUUUGAAAAACAUGAAAGUGUGGAAUAUAAGCCUCCCAAAAAGCCUUUUGUGAAAUUAAAAGAUUGCAUUGAGCUCUUCACAACAAAGGAAAAACUAGGUGCUGAAGACCCAUGGUAUUGUCCAAACUGUAAAGAACAUCAGCAAGCUACUAAGAAGUUAGACUUGUGGUCACUACCCCCUGUACUGGUAGUUCAUCUAAAGCGCUUUUCCUACAGCAGAUAUAUGAGGGACAAGCUGGAUACAUUGGUUGACUUUCCGAUAAACGACUUGGACAUGUCAGAGUUCCUUAUUAAUCCCAAUGCAGGGCCUUGCCGCUACAACUUGAUUGCUGUCUCCAACCACUAUGGAGGAAUGGGAGGAGGGCAUUAUACUGCUUUUGCAAAAAAUAAGGAUGAUGGAAAAUGGUACUACUUUGAUGACAGUAGUGUGUCCACUGCAUGUGAGGACCAAAUAGUGUCCAAAGCAGCAUAUGUGCUCUUCUACCAGAGACAGGACACAAUCAGUGGAACUGGCUUUUUCCCUCUUGACCGAGAAACUAAACAAGGUGCUUCAGCUGCCACAGGCAUCCCACUAGAAAGUGAUGAAGACAGCAAUGAAAAUGAUAAUGAUAUAGAAAAUGAGAAUUGUAUGCACACUAACUAAUGGAAGAACUAGAAGCCAUAAAAGAGACUUUCCUACUGGGGAUACCUAUUGGAAGAGUGAAAUUGCCCACCAAAUUAAGAAUAAAAUCUGAGAUGGGGAAUUUCAGAUAACAGAAUGUAAAUCUUUAUUACAUUUUAACAUGUGCAGUACUUGAAGUGAAACAAUAAAAUCUUUAACAGAAA
Molecule: messenger RNA, 2438 nt
Organism: Antrostomus carolinensis (chuck-will's-widow)
Lineage: Eukaryota; Metazoa; Chordata; Aves; Caprimulgiformes; Caprimulgidae
Gene: USP15
Product: ubiquitin specific peptidase 15
Exons: 16
Coding region: 64-2256 (730 amino acids)
Biological process (GO): protein deubiquitination
Cellular component (GO): nucleus
Molecular function (GO): cysteine-type deubiquitinase activity
Source: RefSeq, a predicted model, not a curated record